AUGAUGCCAGGAACUUUAAUUGAUAAUUAUGAAGUAGGAGGAGGAAUAACCACUAAGACUGAAAAUGAGCAGAGCCUUUAUCUAGUUCAAACAAAGUUUGAAAAAUCUUUCUCUAAUUCUAAAAAUGAUAUGAUCUUUCAAUUCAAUUACAGAUACUAAGAUCUCAUAGAUUGCUCUGUGCUUAGGCUUUCUCUAAUUAAAGAUGAUUUUUCUCUUAAUGAGAUUCAGCCGGAGAAAAAACUACCUCUCUAAGUUAAACUUCAAUUAUGUGGCAGCUUUUAAACUCUGAGUAUUGAUCUUAACUAUGAAGAAAAAAACUUAUAAUGGCUAAGAAAUGUGAGAGCUCCAAGAUAAAACCUGAAGAAUCUGUUUGAACCUCACUUAAUAAGAAUUUCAAUUUACUAGAAUAGAACUUAUAAAGUACAAAUUGAUCAAGAGAUAAUUGUAAAUGAGGAGUUUCUAAAUGGUUGGAAUAUAGUAGGUCCAACAUAUUUAGUUAAGUAAAAAGAAAUAGAGCCAAGAAAUUACAGGGUUUAUGAGAUGAAAUAGGAAAAAUAAGAGACUGCUUACGAAGAAAUAGUUUUAUAUGGUGAAGAUGAGAAGGAAUUUGGAAAAAUUAGAUCUAGACAAAUUGAUGUGAUGAAAUAGUAAAAUGACUUCGAUAAUAUCUAAGUAACAGCAAGAUAAUCAUUGCAAUUAAGAGAGAAGAAUAGAGAUUUUUCACCUUCGAGGCAUCAAAAUGCACAUAUUAUAGGGAACAUUAAUGGGAUUUAGGUGAUAGUAGAGGAAAAUCACAAAUCUUUUCUUAUAGAUAAUGUGCUAUUGACAGAUGAUCUUGAUUAUGCUGACUAGAAAAAGGCUUUUAUAGAAAAGAUGUACAAAAGAGUAUAAUAUUGA
Stylonychia lemnae is the source of this 897-nucleotide messenger RNA. The record is from the annotation of a GenBank genome assembly. NCBI's taxonomy places the organism in Eukaryota, Ciliophora, Spirotrichea, Sporadotrichida, Oxytrichidae.